AUGAAGUUAAAGAAGAAAGGCAACUCAACAGACGUCUACAGGUGGUUUUCUCAAGGCUUGCGAAUGAGGCAGGUUGAUAUGAAGACAAAUGGCAUAGCUAAAAUCUCAGCAACACUCUCAAAGAUGUCAUCCUGUGUAAGAAGAGUGUGCCGACAUGCAAUGAGGCAAUAUGAAAACAAAGCAGGACAACGCCUUGGAGGUGAAAUGGAGUUUGUUGUCAUAGAUGAGAGCAACUUCCGCCAUAAACGAAAGUAUGCUCGUGGGAGAAUAUCCAGCACCUGGAGACGCAAAACGUGGGUUUUGGGGAUGCUUGGAGUAAAAGAAAAGCAUCGAAGACCUAUUCUGAGGCUGGUCAAGAAGAGGUCCCGCCACCAUCUGAUUCCCUUAGUGGUGAAGCAUGUGAGGCCUGGGACUUUAAUGCUUAGUGAUGAGUGGAGAGCAUAUAGGGGUGCUCUCACCAACUUGGGCUACAGGCAUUUCACCGUGAAUCAUUCAAGGUGGUUUGUUGAUCCUGUUAGUGGAGCUCACACUCAGCACUUGGAGAGGGCAUGGUUAACAUACAAAUCGAUAAUUUGGCGAUUGAGGGGAAACCGAACUGCCAAGCUUUUGAAAGAGCAUCUUGCAGUUAUAGAAUGGACCUACUGGCUUGGAAACAAGCAUAAGGAAGGAUUACUUGGUCAUUUAUUAAAGGAUAUUCGGCACCAGUUUCCCUGUUAG
This is a messenger RNA of Sinocyclocheilus anshuiensis, 717 nucleotides long. RefSeq lists its product as uncharacterized. Bases 1 to 717 code for a protein of 238 amino acids. The record is from RefSeq and is a predicted model, not a curated record. The transcript has 3 exons. Lineage: Eukaryota; Metazoa; Chordata; Actinopteri; Cypriniformes; Cyprinidae.